GAGGUGGAGGGCGAGGGAGUCAAGGGGGCAAGGAGUGACUUUCAUGAAGUGCCCCUCCGAAGGUGCGGGGCUUUCCGUGCUGAUAGCCGAGGCUAUGACCCAUUCAAAAGACACAGCUGGGGGCCUGGCCAGGACCCACUGAGCAGGAGGAGACUGCUGGCAAGAGCAUGCCCAGGCCCCCAGGAAAAUCCCUUACUGCAAAGCCAAGAGGACCUGGACGUCUUUGACGGCCUGCAAUUCCCGGGGAGCCAGCCCUCCAGCCCGGACCUUUCAGACUUUCAAUUUCUUCUUGAUUCAGUUUUGGGCCAGGAAUCCUGUCACUCGGCUGCGGGUUCUCUGGACCAUCCCGCCCCUGGCAUGCUUUCCAAAUCUGUAUCCAUGAGUGGCAUCAAUGGCCUCCUAGACUGCUCUAACCCAGCCAGAAAUUUCUCUCGGUUCUCUGCCACUGACUUAAGCCAGCGCUGUAGUCAACUGGAAGGGGGCUCGGGCACUUGGGCAGGCUCCUCCCUGCGCCGGACCUUCAGCUUCCUCUUGGCCAUGACCGGAAAGACCAAGACCCGGGAGAAGGAGAAGAUGAAGGAAGCCAAGGACGCCCGCUACACCAACGGGCACCUCUUCACCACCAUCUCCGUGUCAGGCAUGACCAUGUGCUACGCCUGCAACAAGAGCAUCACAGCCAAGGAGGCCCUCAUCUGUCCGACCUGCAAUGUGACUAUCCACAACCGCUGUAAAGACACCCUGGCCAACUGUACCAAGGUCAAGCAGAAGCAACAGAAAGCCGCCUUGCUGAAGAACAACACGGCCUUGCAGUCUGUGUCUCUCCGCAGUAAGACCACCCUCCGGGAGCGGCCAAGCUCUGCCAUCUACCCCUCUGACAGCUUCCGGCAGUCUCUCCUGGGUUCCCGCCGUGGCCGCUCCUCCCUGUCUCUAGCCAAGAGUGUCUCCACUACCAACAUCGCUGGCCAUUUCAAUGAUGAGUCCCCCCUGGGGCUUCGCCGCAUCUUGUCUCAGUCCACGGACUCCCUCAACAUGCGGAACCGGACGUUGUCAGUGGAAUCCCUCAUUGACGAAGGUGCAGAGGUGAUCUACAAUGAGCUGAUGAGUGACUUCGAGAUGGACGAGAAGGAUUUUGCUGCCGACUCCUGGAGCUUGGCCGUGGAUGGCAGCUUCUUGCAGCAGCAUAAGAAGGAGGUGAUGAAACAGCAGGAUGUCAUCUAUGAGCUGAUCCAGACGGAGCUGCACCACGUGAGGACGCUGAAGAUCAUGACUCGCCUUUUCCGCACGGGGAUGCUGGAAGAACUGCAGCUGGAACCCGGUGUCGUCCAGGGCCUAUUCCCCUGUGUGGACGAGCUCAGUGACAUCCACACACGCUUUCUCAGUCAGCUGUUGGAGCGCCGCCGCCAGGCCCUGUGUCCCGGGAGCACCCGCAACUUUGUCAUUCAUCGUUUGGGGGACCUGCUCAUCAGCCAGUUCUCUGGGCCUAGCGCAGAACAGAUGCGGAAGACCUACUCGGAGUUCUGCAGCCGCCACACCAAGGCCUUGAAGCUCUAUAAGGAGCUGUACGCCCGGGACAAGCGCUUCCAGCAGUUUAUCCGGAAAGUGACCCGCUCAGCAGUGCUAAAGCGGCAUGGGGUGCAGGAGUGUAUCCUCCUGGUGACUCAGCGGAUCACCAAGUACCCGGUGCUCAUCAGCCGCAUCCUGCAGCAUUCUCACGGGAUGGAGGAGGAGCGCCAAGACCUGACCACAGCGCUGGGGCUGGUGAAGGAGCUGCUCUCCAACGUGGACCAGGACGUGCAUGAGCUGGAAAAGGGGGCCCGCCUGCAGGAGAUCUACAACCGCAUGGACCCUCGUGCCCAGGCCCCCGUGCCAGGCAAGGGCCCCUUCGGCCGGGAGGAGCUUCUGAGGCGCAAGCUCAUUCAUGACGGCUGCCUGCUGUGGAAGACGGCCACUGGCCGCUUCAAAGAUGUGCUGAUGCUGCUGAUGACGGAUGUGCUGGUGUUUCUCCAGGAGAAGGACCAGAAGUACAUCUUCCCUGCCCUGGACAAGUCCUCAGUGGUGUCGCUGCAGAACCUGAUUGUCCGGGACAUUGCCAACCAAGAGAAGGGCAUGUUUCUCAUCAGCGCUGCCCCGCCCGAGAUGUAUGAGGUGCACACGGCGUCCCGGGAGGACCGCAGCACCUGGAUCCGCGUCAUUCAGCAGAGUGUCCGUGUGUGCCCAUCCAGGGAGGACUUCCCCCUGAUUGAGACGGAAGAUGAGGCUUACCUGCGGCGAAUCAAGAUGGAGCUGCAACAGAAGGACCGGGCUCUGGUGGAGCUGUUGCAAGAGAAAGUUGGGCUGUUUGCUGAAAUGACACAUUUUCAGGCAGAGGAGGAUGGUGGCGGUGGCAUGCCCCUGCCCACCCUGCCCAGGGGCCUCUUCCGCUCCGAGUCUCUUGAGUCCCCUCGCGGCGAGCGGCUGCUGCAGGAUGCCAUCCGAGAGGUGGAGGGCCUGAAGGACCUGCUGGUGGGACCUGGAGGGGAGCAGCUCUGGACACCUCGAGAACCGCCCCUGCCCUUGGAAGCAGACAGCGGUGGUAACACGAGCCCUGGGGUCACUGCCAACGGUGAGGCCCGAACCUUCAAUGGUUCCAUUGAGCUCUGCAGAGCAGACUCUGACUCCAGCCAGAAGGACCGGAAUGGAAACCAGCUGAGGGCGCCCCAGGAGGAGGUGUUACAGCGCCUGGUCAACCUCUAUGGACUUCUGCACGGCCUCCAGGCGGCCGUGGCCCAGCAAGACACUCUAAUGGAAGCGCGGUUCCCCGAGGGUCCUGAACGCCGGGAGAAGCUGACUCGAGCCAACUCCCGGGACGGGGAGGCCUGUAGGGCUGGGGCUGGCCCCGUGGCCCCUGAGAAACAGGCCACAGAACUGGCACUCCUGCAGCGGCAACAUGCGUUGCUGCAGGAGGAGCUGCGGCGCUGCCGGCGGCUGGGCGAAGAGCGGGCCACUGAGGCCGGCAGCCUGGAAGCCCGGCUCCGCGAGAGUGAGCAGGCUCGGGCUUUGCUGGAGCGGGAGGCUGAGGAGGCUCGCCGGCAGCUGGCCGCCUUGGGUCACACAGAGCCGCUUGUGCCUGAGGCGCCCUGGGCCCGUAGGCCUCUGGAUCCUCGGAGGCGCAGCCUCCCAGCAGGCGACGCCCUAUACCUGAGUUUCACCCCACCGCAGCUGAGCCGAGGCCACGACCGCCUGGACCUGCCUGUGACUGCUCGCUCUGUCCAUCGGCCCUUUGAGGACCGAGAGAGGCAGGAGCUUGCGAGCCCCGAGGAGCGGCUGCAGGACAGCAGUGACGCCGACACUGGCAGUGAAGAGGAAGGAAGCAGCCGGCUAUCUCCACCCCAUAGUCCCCGAGACUUCACCCGAAUGCAGGACAUCCCAGAGGAGACGGAGAGUCGUGACGGGGAGCCUGUGGCUCCUGAGAGCUAAGGGGGCUCCUCCCCACCACCCUGUGCCCCAUUGAAGAACAUGACUGAAGGGGCCAGUCCAGGGUGGGUGGGAGGACUCCACUCUGCCAAUGAGGAGGGAUCAUUGCAAAGAACUGUUGACUGUC
Molecule: messenger RNA, 3580 nt
Organism: Ochotona princeps (American pika)
Lineage: Eukaryota; Metazoa; Chordata; Mammalia; Lagomorpha; Ochotonidae
Gene: ARHGEF2
Product: Rho/Rac guanine nucleotide exchange factor 2
Exons: 27
Coding region: 358-3456 (1032 amino acids)
Biological process (GO): regulation of Rho protein signal transduction; cell morphogenesis; positive regulation of neuron differentiation
Cellular component (GO): ruffle membrane; cytoskeleton
Molecular function (GO): microtubule binding; guanyl-nucleotide exchange factor activity
Source: RefSeq, a predicted model, not a curated record